Molecule: messenger RNA, 2286 nt
Organism: Nematostella vectensis (starlet sea anemone)
Lineage: Eukaryota; Metazoa; Cnidaria; Anthozoa; Actiniaria; Edwardsiidae
Product: protein RCC2 homolog
Exons: 10
Coding region: 137-1609 (490 amino acids)
Source: RefSeq, a predicted model, not a curated record
AGUGCCAGUCUCUUUGGCGUGGUUUCGCAGCUGCACGCUGUUGCCUGUGUAUUUUUAUUCUCGGCUGAAGGAGAGUCUAAGAAUAGGUAGAAAAGGCCACCAAAUUCUUUAUAAAAUCUUCUCAAGACUCAAUUAAAUGCCCCCGAAGAAGAAACGAGACGCCGAGAGCUCAUCUGAGUCAGAAUGUAAAAAAGCAAAGACAGAAAAUGAAAUCGUAGAUGCAGAGAGAAGUGAAUCGGCCACGGAACCGAGUGACAAUGGAACGGAUGAUCAUGUCCGUUCAGAAAAAGCUAAUGCAGCAUCGGCUGAGAGAAGCGAGGUUAGGAAUGUGCGCCCAUCUACACCAUGUGGGACUCUUUUGAUUUGUGGAGGUACAAACUGGGAUCUUAUUGGCCGCAAAGAGCUCCCAAAAUCAGCUAAAAACUAUGGUGGACCUAAUUUAUGGGAGCCUCAUCUGAUCUCAACAUUGUCAGGAAUUCGAGUGCGCCAUGCUGCCUCUGGUCCAAGUGCUUGUCACAGUAUCAUCGUAUGUGAAGAUGGGCGUGUCAUGAGUUUUGGGCGGAAUGAUAAGGGUCAGCUUGGUCAUGGUACAACUGAGCGCUGCGAUGUACCAAAAGUGAUUGACAGACUUAAGAUGCACACCAUUGUACAAGCAAGCUGUGGAAGAGGACACACCCUUAUUUUAACAGAUGCUGGUCUUGUGUUUGGCUUUGGUGAUAAUAAGCUUGGACAGAUAGGACAAGGUCACCAAAAGCCGACUAGCCUACCAUGUCCACUACAGAUUAUGCACCCUACGGAUAAAAAAGUUACAAAGGUCUGUUGUGGGGCCGAGUUCAGUAUGUUGCUAGAUGAGAAUGGAGAUAUUUUCUCAUUUGGCAGUCCGGAAUAUGGCCAACUGGGUCACAACACAGAUGGCCAGUACAUUGUCAGCUCCAACAAGAUGGGCUUUCAGUGUGAAGUCCUUCCUCGUCGUUUGGUCGUUUUUGUGGAGCGCAAUAAAGAUGGAUUUGUGAAUCACAUCGAAGGAGUCAAAAUCAAGGAUGUAGUUUGUGGCAAUAAUCAUACAAUGGCCUUAGAUGAGCAAGGGCGAGUGUUCACUUGGGGGUUUGGUGGGUAUGGUCGAUUAGGCCACCAGCAACCAAAAGAUGAGCAUGUUCCAAGACUUCUUACUUUCUUCAACACCAAAGGGAAUCCCUCAGUGAUCUUUGCUGGCUCCACAUAUUCCAUGGCUGUCUGCAUGGGGCAGCUUUACUUCUGGGGCCAGACCAAACAGUCAGGCGAGGCAGCUAUGUACCCCAAGCCUGUCCAAGAUCUGAGUGGCUGGCAAGUUAGAAGUGUUGGAUGCUCGAAAUCCAGUAUUGUAAUUGCAGCUGAUGACAGUGUAGUAAGCUGGGGUCCAAGUCCCACCUAUGGGGAAUUGGGCUAUGGCCUGAAGAAGGGAGGUCAGAAGUCAUCAACAAACCCUAAAAUUGUUGAACCCCUUGAGGAUAUUUAUGUGCAUUCCGUAACAUGUGGUAUGGGACAUACCCUCUUUAUCGCCAAAGAUGUUACACCAGAGGAUAAGACUAUGCUGGGAAAGAAGCCAGUUUAUACACCUGUGAAGGGUUAAUACUCAGCCCUGCAUCAACUCACAGUGUCUCGGACAAGCUGUGAUAUACAAGUCCCAAGACCUCAGACGAGCCCUCCCCUCUGUUAAGCAGCAAUAGAGUAUAAGUCUGCUGCCUCAUUAUGUUUUUAAACUUAAAAGCUUAAAGGCUUUUUUGCUAUUUCCGUUACACUCUAGGGAACCACAGAAAACGAUUCAAGCUAAAUACAUUUUUGUAUUUGUUCUUAAUUUCUGUUAUAUAGCCUUUAAUUCAUCAUCCUUGUAUUAUAUAAAGUUGCAGUAAUUUAUACCAGAAUAUGUGCUAGAUUCUUUAUAUAUCACUUAUUAUUUAUAAAGUGAUGACUUAUCACCUAUAUGGUAAAAUUUUAUUUGAAGGAAGCAACAUUUAGUGAUAUUUUUGUCAAAUAUUCCACUCUUGUAAGAUGCAUAGCCAUGGAUUGCUGAAGGGGAUGUGUAUUUAUAGCAAUAGAUAUCAUAAGCAAAUAGAUAUCAUAAGCAAAUUUUUAUGCAAAAAGAUUUUGCAUAAAAAAAGACUACUGUUGACAGUCUAGGGAAGUGGUCCUGUCCACUACACCCACACUUGGCUACGCACCUGAAUGAAACAGAGUGUGAUACUUGCCGACAAGACCAGAGUUAUAAAACAAGUCUAGCAAAAAUAUUAAAUAAAAAUUUAAAUUGCU